CGCGGGGCAGCCGGCAUGGAGCUCCCUGAGGCGAGGCAGAGUGGCGCGCGCGCGGCAGUCCCGCGUUCAGGGCAGCGCAGACAGCUUCCAGCCAGAGCUUCUUCCUGAUGUUGAGCUUGCCUGCCGAGCUCGGCAGCAACAACUUAGAACUGGCGGCGGAGCCGGAAGAGCGGGCGACAGCAGUGGCUGGAGGAGACUCGGCAGCCCACCGGGAGGCGACUCCUGAGGGCUCCGACGCUCCCCCGACUCCAGAGCUGGAGCAAACACAGCCUCCUCCAGGGACCUCCGUGCCGCCGCCAGAGUGCAAAGUCCUGCUCACACAGGCGGAUGCCCUGGCGUCCGGGGGGCGCCUUCGGGAAGCCCUUGAGGUGUACCGGCAGCUCUCUGAGAGGCAGCAGCUCGUAGCUGAGCAGCUGGAGCAGCUGGUGCGCUGCCUGGCGGAGAGCGUCCCGCAAAAGGCGCCAGAUGCUUCAGCCCAGAGCGGCACUUCAAGCUGCUGCAAGGCGGCUGUGGAAGAGGCUGGGGAGGCUGCCGCCGGAGUCCCAGAGGUAUGGGAUGGCUUUAAGUGUCGCAAAUGUCACGGAUUUCUCUCAGACCCCGUGUCCUUGUGGUGCGGCCACACUUUUUGUAAGCUGUGCCUAGAACGUGGGCGGGCCGCCGAUCGCCGCUGUGCCCUGUGCGGGGUCAAGCUCUCCACCCUCAUGGUGGUCAGCGGGAGGGCACGAGAGCCACGACGGGCUGGGCAGCCCGUACCACUGCAACUGCGAGUCAACGUGGUCCUCAGCGGCCUUCUGGGCAAGUUGUUCCCGGGCCCGGCACGGGCAUCACAACUCCGGCACGAGGGCAACCGGCUGUACCGCGAGCGGCAGGUGGAGGCGGCUCUUCUCAAGUACAACGAGGCAGUUCGUCUGGCUCCAAAUGACCAUUUGCUUUACAGCAAUCGGUCCCAAAUUUAUUUCACCUUGGAAUCUCAUGAGGAUGCACUGCAUGAUGCAGAAAUAGCAUGUAAACUCCGGCCAAUGGGUUUUAAGGCACACUUCAGAAAAGCACAAGCUUUAGCCACCCUAGGCAAGGUGGAGGAAGCGCUCAGAGAAUUUCUCUACUGUGUAUCCCUUGAUGGAAAGAACAAGAGAGCCAGAACUGAAGCUCAAAGGCUUCUCUUUAGUUUCUUUUCACCAUCAGUCCCGGGGGAUUCUCAGGAACAUUCUCCCGAUAUCCUGAAGCUGUUGGCACCUCACCCUAGAUUAAAGGAACACGUAGAGUCAAUGGCUACUGAAGGCACCAGCCAUAAUCUACCAAAGUUGUCACAGGAAACUCCAGAGCUUCCGCAUUGUUCUAGUCAGGAGGAAGCAUCAGCUGGGGAAGACAGCAGCAGCCAAGAGAACUCAGCUCAGGUAAAGGUGGGUAGUCAAGAAGACAGUGACAAAGAUGAAGAAGGAGAGAAGCAGGAUGCUGCAUCCAUCAAGGCCGGCAAAUGCCAGGAAAAGAAAAGGAAUCAUUGUGAAACUGAAGCCCAAGAAGACAUGGGAUUGCCUAAUAAAGUCUCCAGACAAGAUCUUUCUGAUAAUAAGGUGGCCAAACCAGAUCUCAAUAUUCCAGUUGCUUCGUUUGAUGCGUCUGACCUUGAAUGCUCACUGUGUAUGAGAUUGUUCUAUGAGCCAGUCACAACACCUUGUGGGCACACCUUUUGCUUGAAAUGUCUUGAGAGAUGUCUAGAUCAUAAUGCAAAGUGUCCACUGUGCAAAGACGUUCUUUUACAGUGCUUGCCAUCAAGAAAAUACAGAAAAAACGUAAUAAUGGAAGAACUAAUAGCUAAAUUCCUGCCAGAAGAACUCAGGGAACGAAGAAGGCUUUAUGAAGAGGAAAUGGAAGAACUGUCUAACUUAAACAAGAAUGUGCCUAUUUUUGUGUGUACCAUUGCCUAUCCCACUGUUCCUUGUCCCUUGCACAUCUUUGAGCCUUGUUACCGCCUGAUGAUUCGGAGAUGUAUUGAGACAGGCACGAAACAGUUUGGCAUGUGCCUUGGAGACCCUGUCAAAGGGUUUGCAGAAUAUGGGUGCAUCUUAGAGAUCAGAAAUGUCCAAUUCUUUGCUGAUGGCCGAUCGGUGGUUGACAGUGUAGGCAAGAGGCGCUUCAAGGUGCUCCAUCAGGGUCAGCGGGAUGGCUACAACACAGCUGAUAUUGAAUACAUCGAAGAUCAAAAGGUUCAGGGAGAAGAUUGUGCUGAACUCAUGGGAUUACAUAACUGUGUGUAUGAACAAGCAUCAUCAUGGUUUCAUUCACUCAAAACAUCUCUGAAGAAUCGGAUACUAAAUCAUUUUGGUCCCAUGCCACAGAAGGAUGAAGAUCCCCAGGUUAAUCCAAAUGGUCCAGCUUGGUGCUGGUGGACAUUAGCGGUUCUUCCCCUGGAAAGCAGAGCUCAGCUUCCCUUCCUAGCAAUGAGGUCCUUGAAGGAUAGACUGAACGGUAUUCGUCGAAUUCUGGCCUUUAUAACCAGAAACCAAAAUUAAUGGGAGUGGAUUGCAGAAGAGGAGUUUCCGCCCUCCCC
Acomys russatus (golden spiny mouse) is the source of this 2548-nucleotide messenger RNA. It is a transcript of the gene Lonrf3, whose product is annotated as LON peptidase N-terminal domain and ring finger 3. Bases 108 to 2510 code for a protein of 800 amino acids. The transcript is spliced from 13 exons. The record is from RefSeq and is a predicted model, not a curated record. Gene Ontology annotation, molecular function: protein binding; metal ion binding. Lineage: Eukaryota; Metazoa; Chordata; Mammalia; Rodentia; Muridae.